CAGUCGGAGCACCUGGUCACACUGUCGUCGGUGUGCAUGGGGAAUAAGAACAAGAAAGAUUAGAUUCGUGCAGGCCAACGUAUUUGCUCUAAAUAGAAUAUCUGCAGAAACAUGGACAACUUCGGACUGGGCGGAUCGGAUCUAAGCAAGGGGCAGAUAUUCCAGGUACUGGUUCGCCUGUCUGUGGCCUCGCUGAUCACAUAUUAUUCGGUGAAAUGGAUGAUGAACCAGAUGGAUCCGACCAGUAAAAACAAGAAAAAGGCCAAAGUUCUGGCUGAGGAGCAGCUUAAGAGGCUAGCCGAGCAGGAGGGCUUCAAGCUAAGAGGGCAAGAGUUUAGCGACUACGAGCUUAUGAUUGCGUCACAUCUUGUUGUUCCCGCCGACAUAACAGUCAGUUGGGCCGAUAUCGCCGGUCUGGAUUCAGUCAUUCAGGAGCUCCGGGAAUCGGUGGUGCUGCCAAUCCAGCACAAGGAUCUCUUCAAGCAUUCGAAGCUGUGGCAGGCGCCCAAAGGCGUCCUGCUCCAUGGACCACCGGGCUGUGGAAAGACGCUGAUAGCGAAGGCGACGGCAAAAGAGGCGGGAAUGCGCUUUAUCAACUUGGACGUCGCCAUUCUUACCGACAAGUGGUACGGGGAAUCCCAGAAAUUGACUUCUGCUGUCUUCUCGCUUGCAUCGCGAAUCGAGCCAUGCAUUAUUUUUAUUGACGAAAUAGACUCAUUUUUGCGAUCUCGAAACAUGAACGACCACGAGGCUACCGCCAUGAUGAAGACCCAGUUUAUGAUGCUGUGGGAUGGCCUCAGCACGAACGCCAACUCGACGGUGAUUGUGAUGGGUGCCACGAACAGGCCGCAGGAUUUAGACAAGGCCAUUGUGCGCCGCAUGCCAGCCCAAUUCCACAUUGGUCUGCCCUCGGAGACCCAACGAAAAGACAUCCUGAAGCUGAUCCUCCAAUCGGAGGAAGUAAGUCAGGAUGUCGACUUGAAUCGCUUGUCCAAGCUCACAAAUGGCUUCUCGGGCUCAGACCUGCGGGAAAUGUGCCGGAAUGCUUCAGUUUACCGAAUGAGGCAGCUCAUCACGUCCAGAGAUCCGUCAGCUACAGCGCUUGAUCGCAACAACGUCCGCAUCACCAUGGACGAUUUGCUGGGCUCGCACUUAAAAAUUAAGGAAUCAAAGAUGCACACGAGCAGCCUAUUCUUAGAGAAUAGAAUCGAAUUAGAUUAAGCUGACCAUUGUUUAUUCAAGCUCCCGAUAUAUCCAACUUAAAUUUGUAUAAUAAACUUUUUAUUUGCCUUUCGAGAGGAGCUCCAAUGUUAUGUGUUAAUUAACCCUGUUCUCUGCAUUCCAAAAUGGGUAUCCGGAAAACGUAGUUUUGGUAGUCUUGAAAACAGCAACGGAUACUGCAGGAAAUUACACAAUCCAUAGCAUUUCCGUAAAGCGGAGCUCAAUGCACUUUAAUUAUUACAUUUACGGGCUUCUGUGAAAUAUUCACCUAGAGAAAUUUCAAACAUUUAUAAAGAUAUUGCACUUGUACACUUCUUCAAACACACACACAACUUGCGUCACGCGACCGUGGGCUUUCAAUCGUAAAAAAAAAUAUAAGUAAACUUGUGCAGUUUUAUUCUCUUUUAAAAAGGUCGUUUAUUUCUGACGGCAUUUCAAAGCUACACAUUUGUAUAUCUAAUUAAAAAUGAAUAAAAACAUGCAUACAUUUUAAAUAAU
This is a messenger RNA of Drosophila melanogaster (fruit fly), 1719 nucleotides long. RefSeq names its product no mitochondrial derivative (gene nmd). Lineage: Eukaryota; Metazoa; Arthropoda; Insecta; Diptera; Drosophilidae. The coding region runs from base 112 to 1221 and encodes 369 amino acids. Gene Ontology annotation, molecular function: ATP hydrolysis activity; ATP binding. The record is from RefSeq and is marked reviewed. The transcript has 2 exons. Gene Ontology annotation, cellular component: mitochondrial outer membrane.